AGGAAUAGAAACAUGUCAGAUCCAUCCACUGCAGUGCAACAGUUCUGCAAUUGCAACCAUGACACAGUAAUUACCACACAGAUGUUCUGGACUCAUACAUCACUCGUGAAGUAUCUCAGCAUGCGUGUGCAAAGACUUGAAGUGUGAUUUUGUGUUACAUUGAUUCAAAUAAAAUCUGCUUGCAAAUGAGUUAUAUAAAGACUGGAGGAUAGAAAGCACGUGAUCUGGGAGUGAAAGAUUGAUCGUGUCGUGUUUCUUUAUCUCCCAGAAUAUUUCCCCUACCUCAAUGCAUGCACUUUUUCUUGCCUUUCAAGUGUAGGUUACAAAUACAAGUAGUAAUGGCAGCUUUGAAUAACAGCGCUCGACUCGCUCAUGAAUUGGUUUUGCCAGCGCAAGCGUUGGAAAGGGCGGUGGCGCUGGCAAAAAAAAAUAAAAAAGAGAGAGAGAGAGAGAGAGAGAGAAAAACGAUAUGCCGGAUUCGUUGCACAACAGUCGGCUGCGGACGGGACUUCGCUUUUCCGUAAUAACCUUGAGCGACAGAAACGUCGUUAAAAUGAACUCUUCAGACAAUCGGGUUGAUUCUUCCCUGAAUAAAUCAUUUUGCCAGAGCCGAAAUGAACGCUGCAUCGUUUGAGCGAGCCCCCUCCCUCCCUGUGCCCACACAGCAACACCACGGCACAUCGAGGAGAGGGAGGAGGAGAGGAAUCAGUCUUGCUCGGAGGGCAAACAUUUUUAUCCACAACAAGGCAAACAUGGACACGCGGGGAGAAAAUCAAGCAAAAUGGGCACCAGCCAGGUAGCAGGCGGCGUUCUGCACGUAGUCAUGCGGACCAUUUCCUCCCUCUCGGCGUGGCGGGAGACGUGCAUCUGGUCUUAAAAAGGCGGAUUUUUUUUUUUCUUGCCAAAUACUGCCUCCCUGCGAUGGCAACAACAGCGCAUUACGGAUUAUGUUUCAUUAUUUUCAUAUACGGGGGCUGCACGAAGGGGCAGAUUCGCUACUCCAUUCCGGAGGAGCUGGAGAACGGCGCACAGGUGGGUGACAUCGCCCGCGAUUUAAGUCUGGACCUGAAGAAACUCGUCAGCCGACGCAUCCGCGUGACGCCUGAGAGUGGACGGCGCUAUUUCAACGUCAAUCACAAAAGCGGGAAGUUGGUGGUGAGCGACCGUAUUGACCGCGAGAGCCUCUGUCAGGCGGGUGUCACCUGUUCACUCAGCCUGAAGGUGAUUGUGGACCACCCCCCGGAAGUGCACCACGUAGACGUGGACAUUCUGGACGUCAACGAUCACGCGCCGAGCUUCCCGCAUUCGGAGUAUCGACUGGAAGUGUCUGAAUCGGCUCUCACCGGGACCAAGUUCCACAUCGAGGCCGCCGGCGAUCCGGACGAGGGCUCCAACUCUGUGACGCGGUACCGCCUCAGCCCCAACCAGCAUCUGACCCUGGACUCCGUUAAGCCUUUCGCUAAUAGCGAGCACAUUGAGCUUAUUCUCAAAAAGCCCUUUGACCGCGAGCAGACGCCAUCUGAUCAGCUCAUCCUGACAGCCGUGGACGCCGGCACCCCGCAGAGAAGCGGCACAGCCAGAAUCAACGUACACGUCCUCGACGCCAACGACAACGUGCCUGUCUUUGACAGCUCGGUGUAUAAAGUCAAAGUGAAGGAAAACUCCCCCAAAGGAAGUCCUGUCAUUCAAUUAAGUGCCACAGACCUGGAUGAGGGCUCCAAUGCGGACAUUUUUUACUCCUUCAGUAGUUACACUCCGGAAAGGGUCAGACAGACGUUCCACAUGGACACGGACACGGGAAAGAUAACAGUGAAGAAUAAUCUAGACUACGAGGAGACCAGCUCGUAUGAAAUCUACAUUCAGGCCAUGGACAAGGGGCCCGCCGCCGUGGCGGCGCACUGUAAAGUGGUGGUAGAGGUUUUGGACGUUAACGACAACGCGCCCCAAAUUGUCCUGUCGUCUCUUUCCGCUCCUGUGCGCGAGGACGCCCGCGCCGACACCGUUGUGGCUCUGAUCAGCGUAAACGACCGAGAUUCUGGCCCAAACAAGCAAGUGGUCCUGGAGCUCUUGCCUCCCACGCCUUUCAAAAUCCAAUCCUUCCGUAACCACUAUAUUGUCGUCACCUCGGCGUUCCUGGACCGUGAGAGCGUCUCAUCCUACAACGUCACCGUAACCGCCGUGGACGGUGGCACGGCUCCGCUUUCGUCUCAAAUGACCUUCCAAGUGGACGUCGCCGACGUAAACGAUAACCCUCCGCGAUUCGAACAGACGUCGUACACCGUCUACGUCGCUGAGAACAACCCCCCCGGUUCGCCGCUCUGCACCGUCAGGGCCACCGACGCUGACGCGGCCGAAAAUGCGCGCAUCACCUAUACCGUCCUCAAUGACAACAACCACGGCAUCCCUGUGGCCAGCUACGUCGGCAUCAAACCCAGCACCGGUGAGGCCUACGCGCUGCGCACCUUUGACUUUGAGACACUGAGAGAAUUUCACUUUCAGGUGAAAGCGCAGGACAACGGCGCACCCCCGCUAAGCCGCGUGGCCACGGUGUACGUUUACGUCAUGGAUCAGAACGACCACGAGCCGAGGAUCGUGUACCCGCCUGCCAACGGGAACCGCACCGCCGAGACGCUGCCGAGGAACGCCGAGGCCGGCGCGUUGGUGACGAAGGUGGUGGCGUGGGACGGCGACGCCGGGCAGAACGCGUGGCUGCUGUACGCCCUGCGACCCCCCAGCCCGGAGUUUGACCUCUUCAAGGUGCACGAGCGCACCGGCGAGAUCCGCACCACCCGGCGCGUCAUCGAGGACAACGCCACCUCCUUUGCGCUGACCGUUCUGGUGCGUGAUCACGGCCUGCCGCCGCUCUCGUCCACCGCAACUGUCCACGUGCACGUGCUGGAGCUCGUGCCCAAGUUGACCCCCGACCCCAAGCGCAUCGUCAGGCCCGAAAGCCCCCUGAUGUUUUCCCACGUCACCAUCUACCUCAUCAUCGCCCUGUGCGCCACCACCUUUGUCUUCUUGGUGACCGUCUGUGUGCUGGCCAUCGUGCGUUGCCAUGCCUACUGCACCCAGCCCGGUUCCUGCUCGCCUUGCUGCGUGUCCAAGAAGACGCAGCCCGAGGGGGGCGGCGGCGGCGGCGGACGACCCGCGCCGGCGGGAGGCCAGUCGGCCGCCCACGUGGCCCUGCGCCGAGACCUUAAAGUAGAACCGCAUUACAUCGAAGUGCGGGGCAACGGCUCCGUCACCAAAACGUACUGCUACAAAACGUGCCUGACGGCCACUUCGGGCAGCGACACGUUUAUGUUCUACAACACGGGACGACCCCACAGCGGCACCUGGGGCUCGGGCUACGUCACCAGCCACAGCGGACACAGCCAGAUAGUCGUCCGCCGUCUCAGUAUGCCCGAUGCGGGCGCCAUUCAGCCCAAGGUGCCCAAUUCUGAUUGGCGAUAUUCAGCCUCCCUGAGAGCAGGCGGUGUCAUGCAGAGUUCAGUCCAUAUGGAGGAGUCCUCGGUGAUGCAGGGAGCCCAGGGGGUUCUGGUUCAGAACUGGCCCACAGCAUCAAGCGCUGCUGACGCUGAAGGGGGAGAGGUGUCACCCCCGAUGGGCGCCGGAGUCGACAGCAACAGUUGGCACUUUCGCUACGGCCCCGGGGGUCCCGGCGGCCCCCCGCAGCACCUGAAGGCGGGCGACGUUCCGCCGGAGGCGUUCAUCAUCCCCGGCUCCCCCGCCAUCAUAUCCAUCAGACAGAACCAGGGAGGAGAGGACGACAAGAGCGACUUUAUCACCUUCGGAAAGAAGGAGGAGGCCAAGAAGAAGAAAAAGAAGAAGAAGGACAAGAAGGACAAAAAGGGCAAAGAUGACGAUGAGUAAAGAAGCGAGCGGGGAAAAUUGGCAAAGAAAAGAAAAAAGGGUGUUGCUAAAACAGAGGUACCAACCAAAGUCCAUCCACUGGCUUUGCUUUUAGGCUGGCCUUUACCGUCACUCCUCACCGAGGUCAAUUAUUGAUCUUGCCUUCAGAAACAAUAAAAAGAUUGAUUUUCAUCCACGCUCCCAUGUGCCUACACCCCCCGAGUCAAGCAAAAUGUUGCUCCCGCGUAACGCAGGAGCGCUUUUGACCCUCAUCCCCUCCCCGAUCGUUUCGCCCCCUUCGAGCAACCCGCUGGGCACGUUGGCACCUCUGUAUUACCCCCUCCCCCAAACCACGAGAAAGAAAUCGUUCUCUGCCAGACAAGACAAACAACUUUGUACAAGCUCUGUGCCAGCCAAGAAAAAGGAAAAAGUCAAGUGUGUGCAAUCUGAAGCUGGAUACACAACACAACACAACACACACACACGUACACGCAUCCACGUCGACAGUCGACGCACGACACUUGUAAAUAGCACAGGGGAGAGUCACUGAAACCAAGGCUAACAUUUCCAACAAAACUGCUGCAGAAUCCUAACUUUACUACCGACAGUGUUUCCUGUGAUUGCGACCGAUGCGCACGCGUGCACGCUCACACGAUCCAACGCGCUAACACAAGCUUCAAAAAUAUCAAGAAAACAUUACAAAAUAAAGGCAAAGGAACGAAAACGAGGAGCUGAAAACGAGGCUUUUUGUCACCCGCGAGGACGGACGACGCAUCCCUUUGCCAUCGUUUUUGCUCCGUGCUUCGAAAGGACAGAGAGAGCGAAACCCCACGCGGAGGCCGCAAGCGGGUCGGAUCGACGGGAAGAGAACCGGCGGUCGACUCCGCCGAUCAGUCGCUGGAGUCUGAAGAAGACGAUCGGAAUCUUGACAUUUUUGGUAGCGCCCUUUCUUCUCGUGCCCCCACGCUGCAGCCAAAGCUGAAAGCUUUCCCGCUUUGAAUGUUUGGUAGCAACCGGCCUUCACCCGAAAGCGCUUCAAGUCCUCACCUGCUUGUGCUCCUUCUUUGCUACCGCAACCACAACCCCGCUGACGGCCUCUUCGUGUCAACCUCCCUUUCCUCAAUUCUCUGAAGAGAUUCACAGUACGUGUUUUUGCCAUUUUACGUGGAGAGCCCUCCCACCGAUUCUUGCAUGUCCCGCCCCUCCUGACGAGUCUCCCCCCACCCGCUCAGGUCCUGUCCCGGGAAAAACGGCCGCUCUGAACAUUGUGGUGUGCUGACGGCAGCAUGGAGUAAUGUGGAUGUGGACCAUUUUGUGAGGGGACCGGGGUGGGGGGUGGCUGGAGAUACACGGCUUCGAAUGCAAAAUAGUUCCAAAAUAGCUUUUCAGGUUAAUGCGACACGAUGCUGAUGACUUUUGGUUUGUUGCCGCUCUCGGGAGACGGGUUGAGAUGAGUCACGGUGUCGGGGAAGCGGGCAGGGAGCGAGGUGGCAGGUGCCCUUGUCCCCCCCCUGCCCCCCUCCCUCCGCCUCAAGUCGAUUGUUAAUCAUCAAUCUUCUACGUACGCUGUGCAUUUAGCUUUUGAUUGAUUGUCUCCACACCAAUUAGUGAACCUGCUAAAAAAAAAAAAAAAAAAAAAAAUGGAAUAAUAAUCAUUGGCUCCCUCGUGAAUGGCAAAAUGUUCCCACUCGCGUGUCCUGAGGCGAUCGAUGACCAUGAGGCUGAAACUCGCCUCCGUCGCCCUCCCUCUCCUGCCUGGAACUCAUCCCCCACCCCGCCCCCCAAAAGUUUUGCGGCUCGGGAUGAUGUCACUCCGUGAAGUGGCUGCUGCAUGUACUGCUCUAAGGAAACACAUACUAUAUAGAGAAAUAUAUAUAUAUAAAUAGAUAGCAAUGAUUUUAUUUUUUUUGCAUUAUUUUCUCUCUUCAUAACUCACACAGGAAAUACUUGUAUGUACUUCUCUUGUCUCUGCCCAACAUCUACAGUAUGUAUUCAAAACGUCACGCUCUGCUGAUGUGCUAUGGGAGCCACUAAACCUUUCGAUAUUUGUAAUGCUAUAGUGUGAUAUAUAUACACGUUUUUAAUGCAUUUUUUCCCAAAUUUUUAUUUAGGCUUUUGAAAACAAAAAAAAACAAAAAAAACAAAAAAAAGUCACUCUCUCUGUCCAGCUUUUGACAUGAUGAUCUAACUAACACUUGUAAUAUUGUAACAUGUAAUAUGUAUGAUCCUAUGAUGAGCAAUCGUUUCCCUUUCAUUCUUGCAAAAAAAUACUAAUAAAAAAAAAAAAAUCACCCAAAAAAACUGUGGGGAAAUGUAUAUGUAGUGCUUGUAUUUAGUGAGCUUUCAUGCCGUCAUUCUUUCCCGGUGUUUGGUGGUGAACUUUGGUGGCAAUGUGCGGUCUGGACGAGGACCAGCCCAGAUCUGUUUUGAAGUUUUUGGGUUUUUUUUUUUUUUCUUUCUUUCUUUAUAAUCGUACACCCGCUCAUCAAAUGUGACUGUGAAAUAGUGACUUUCAUUUAUUUCCAUUCCGCUUUUGCCUUUUAUUUGAUUUACAUGGAAACAGUGGUAACGUGUUUUGUUUAUAACUCACAAAUAA
Messenger RNA from Syngnathoides biaculeatus (alligator pipefish), 6448 nucleotides. Its product is annotated as protocadherin alpha-C2-like. Gene Ontology annotation, biological process: homophilic cell-cell adhesion. The record is from RefSeq and is a predicted model, not a curated record. Bases 922 to 3873 code for a protein of 983 amino acids. Lineage: Eukaryota; Metazoa; Chordata; Actinopteri; Syngnathiformes; Syngnathidae. The transcript is spliced from 4 exons. Gene Ontology annotation, molecular function: calcium ion binding. Gene Ontology annotation, cellular component: plasma membrane.